Clonostachys solani is the source of this 723-nucleotide messenger RNA. NCBI's taxonomy places the organism in Eukaryota, Fungi, Ascomycota, Sordariomycetes, Hypocreales, Bionectriaceae. The record is from the annotation of a GenBank genome assembly.
AUGAAGCUCGUCAUUUGCGGAGGGACUGGCUAUGUUGCCACAGAGCUGAUCCGUCAAGGCCUCGCGCUGCCCCAAAUUAGCAACCUGGUUGUCCUCUCCCGCCGGCCCAUCACCGUGCCUGAUGGCGCAAAUGCAGCAAAGUUGAAGCAGGUUCUGAUCGAGAAGUAUGACGAAUACCCGGACAAUGUGAAGAAGGAAUUAAGCGGCGCGAGUGGGUGUAUCUGGACUGUGGCCAUUACGCCAUCCAAGGCUACUCGUUAUGACUUUGAGGUGGUGCGGACUGUAUGCCAGACCAGCACCAUGGCUUUCCUCAAUGCAUUCAUGGACACCAAACCGACCAGCAAGUUCCGCUUUAUUUAUAUGAGCGGUGCGACUGUUGAGCGAGACCAGACCAAGAGGCCGUGGUUUCAUGCAGACUACGUACUUAUGAGGGGCGAAACCGAGAGCAAAGUGGAGGCAUUUGCAAAGGAGCACUCUGACCAUGUAGAAGCUCAGAUUGUCAAGCCGGGCCUCAUUACAAGCACCGCCACCUUAACACGGGCUGCUUCCUCGGCUUUCUUGAAAGGGCUAAGUUUAAUGGUUGGGUUUAUACAGAGCCUCACGGUGCAGGAAAUCUCCGCUGCCAUGCUGUCGCAAGUCGUCAAUGGGUUUGAGAAGGACGUUCUUGGUACGGACGACCUCAAACGUAUUGGGCAAGAUGUUCUGUCCAAGGGGGAGGAGUAG